Aphidius gifuensis is the source of this 1420-nucleotide messenger RNA. Its product is annotated as embryonic polarity protein dorsal-like. Gene Ontology annotation, molecular function: DNA binding; DNA-binding transcription factor activity. The transcript is spliced from 9 exons. Lineage: Eukaryota; Metazoa; Arthropoda; Insecta; Hymenoptera; Braconidae. Gene Ontology annotation, biological process: inflammatory response; regulation of DNA-templated transcription; innate immune response. The coding region runs from base 203 to 1339 and encodes 378 amino acids. The record is from RefSeq and is a predicted model, not a curated record. Gene Ontology annotation, cellular component: cytoplasm.
UGAUUAGUGUUGUAACUUAAAAAAUAAUAAUAUAUGUAUAUAUUUUAGUUUGGCUUUUAACGAUGCUUGGGAACUGAUCGUUAUGAAGUGAAGAUUGAAGAACAAAAAAAUACUUGGUGAUGAAAAAAAAUAUGUCGUUUUUGAUUCUUCACAUGAAGGUCAAUAAAUUAUAACUAAAAAUUGAAUUAAAAAAAAUUAUAAAAUGGACGAACUUGAUGAUUAUUUGGAUGAAAAUGUACUAGAAGAACUUUUGGCAGAUUUUGAUGCGAAUCAACAACAACAACAAGAGCAACAACAACAACAACAACAACAACAACAACAGCUUGAGAAUCUACAAUUACAACAGGUCCAAAAUUUCUUUCAACAACAACAACAACAACAACAACAAUUAUUUCCACAUAUUGUUAUACCUGAACAACCUGCUAAAACAGUGAGAUUUAGAUAUAAACUUGAAUGUGAAAGUAGAAGAUCUGCUAGUAGUAUACCAGGACGCAACAGCACACCUGAAAAUAAAACACUUCCAACAAUUCGAGUAAUUGAUUAUGUUGGACCAGCAUUUGUUUUUGCAUCAUUAGUUACAAAAGAUUCAUAUAAUGAUAAAUACAGAGCACAUCCUCAUAAUCUUGUUGGAAACAAAUGCAAAGAAGGUGUUUGUCAUUUUAAAAUAACUCUAACCGAUAAUACGGAUGUGCUCUUUCCAAAUUUGGGAAUACAGUGUGUUAAAAAAAAUGAAAUUAAAACUUCAUUGGAAACAAGAAAAGAAUUACGUAUUGAUCCAUUUAGAGCUGGUUUUUCACAUGCAAAUCGAUCAUAUGCAUUAAAUGUUGUUAGACUUUGUUUUGAAGUUUAUCUUCCAAAUGAAAAAGACGAAUUUAAAUUUCGACUUGAGCCAAUUGUUAGUGAACCAAUUUUUGAUGAAAAGACAUUGUCAUCUCUUCGUAUCCAUAGAGUAGAGCCUUGUUGUGCAUCAGCUGCUGGUAGUAAAACUGUCGUAUUAUUAUGUGAAAGAGUAUGGGAAAAUGAUAUCCAAGUUAGAUUUUAUGGAGAAAAAAAUAAUGAAAUAAUAUGGGAUAAAAAUGCUGUCGUUGAAGAUAUCUAUAUACACAAAAAGGUUACAAUAAUAUUGAAAACACCAAAAUAUGAUUUAAAUCCAGAUGAUAAAGCUGUCAAAGUAUUUGUUCAACUUCGUCGACCAUCUGAUGGUGCAGUUGGUGAACCAAGACCAUUUGAAAUGAUACAGAUUGGUGCAGAUGACCCUGAUUAUUUAAAACGCAAGAGAAUUAAAUAUGAUAAUGAUGAAACUCUAAAUAGUCUACGGAGAUUACAAAAUUCCAAUUAAAAUUACAAACUGUUGAUGCUGCCCAUCAACAUGAAACUGAUGAUUGACGUAAUUGUACAAUUAUUUAUUAAAUUUAUAUGC